Molecule: messenger RNA, 1431 nt
Organism: Leishmania mexicana MHOM/GT/2001/U1103
Lineage: Eukaryota; Euglenozoa; Kinetoplastea; Trypanosomatida; Trypanosomatidae
Exons: 1
Coding region: 1-1431 (476 amino acids)
Source: RefSeq, a predicted model, not a curated record
AUGUCUGACGCUUCUGCGUCACCGUCGCCGUCGCCGUCGGUCGCGCCCUCCCAGGAGUUCACCCUUCGUGACUACGUGGUGCAUCAGCGUGUAUUACAGCAGCUGCUGCGGUCUCAACCGGUGUGGCUGCUGGACGACGUGCUCAGCCUGCGGUAUCGCGCACGACUCCGGCUGCGUCUCUCUCCGCGCCCGCAGCUUCACUUCACGGAGGAUGCCGAAGAUGGCCCUCACUCUUUCGAGAUGGACGGGCCGUCGAGUAAACGCCGCGGCGCAGCAGAGAACGGCGGCAGUGACGACCAGGCAUCCACCAUGGAUGAUGGAUAUCCUGUCAUCCCUCUCACCCCCGCCUGCAGCAUCGAGCCGGCGGCGGAGGUGGGCGAGGCGGGCGGCGGUGGCCUGCGUCUCUGCAUUGCCCCUGUCGCUGCCGGUGGUGCCGCCGCGCCAGCCGAUCCCAUCUCCUUCCUCAUCAUCCCUGCCUCCACGGAGGCAGGGCGCACCCCCGCCUCGGCCUGGGUGACGGUGCUGCGUCGUCUCUCCCGUCUGUCCAGUGUGCCGCCGCGCGUGAGUGGCGUUCUCGACGUUACUAAAAGGGUGAAAGCUGAUUGGGACACACCGUCGGUGCCAUGUCACGUGGACCCCGUCUCGACGGACCAAAAUGGCACCGUCUCCCCGUCAGCGAUCCAUGAAGGUGAUGCGGGCAUGCUGCCGAUCACAACACCCAACCCCAGCUCCUGCAGUGGCUCUGCAUCGUCUCCCGCUCCCGUGGAGGCACCUCCUGUGUCUUCCCCGGCGCACCUGAUAGCCGGUACAAAUUUUGACAGGGAUGUGGAGGAGGAUAGGCGGCAACUCGAGCGCCUCACCGAGGCCUUGCACGCCCGAACUCGCGAAGCGGCGGAGCUCAAGGCACAGCUGCGUCAAGUGACUAGGACGACGCCGUCCAACAUGCCUGCCGCUGUCGGCAGCACGAGUGCUGCCACACCUGCUGAAGGGGCUGCUGGCGAGGAAGUCGAACGACCUCCAACGAUGGCGCACGUGAGCAGCGGGCUCGUGCCGGCACUGCGGAGCUUUUCGCCUCACCUGGCCGAGAUGUCUUCCGAGGACGACGAGGACGACGAGAGCGGCGGCGACGACGAUGAUGGCGGCUCUUCGGGCGAGCGAGGCGCUGGCCGAGCGGCGCGGAACUGCUUCAGAGGCAACGCCAGCAGUGCGGUCUUCGUCCUCUCCGAAGACGCGGCACGGCCACAGGCGCCACGCAGCGGUCAUGUGUGCAACCUCGGCUCCCUCGGUCCCACGUGCGGCGACGAGGACGCGCUGCGCAUCUACAAUGAAAUCCACGGAGGUCACAGCAGCAGCUGCAGCAGCGACCACCGCUCCUCGUCCCCAUCCACGUCAAGCGCCAGCUCGGUGGCCAUGCCGCAGCCAGCUGCGUGA